CACACACACACACACACACACACACACACACACACACACAUUCCUCUCCCCUGUAGGGUAUUUAAGCAGAAGCAGAAGUUUCCCAAGACGGAGCAGCAGCAGCGGAUCCACUCCAUCCAACAGCAGCUUGUCUCUCCAACUUCAUCUGAGUCUUUUCAGAUCCUCCUCCUCGAGUUAUCGCCACCAUGUCUGAUCCAGGCGCCAUCGCGACCUCCUCUCCCGCCCCCCCUCCUCCCACCGGACCCCGACCCAAGAUGACGAGCAGCGGUCGCUCUGCAGUUCCCAUCUCCACCUCCAACUCUGACUUCACCGACAUCCCUGAGUUUGAACCGUUUGGUCUGCCGGGUCCAAGAGGAUUCCCCCCUCUGACCGACUAUCUUGACAUCUUGGGCGUAGACAUGAUGCGACGGCCGGAAGAGAACAACAAGCAGCAGCACCACACCAACUUGUACAACUCGGACUAUCUGGUGGUGCGUCGAGGACAAGAGUUCGAGGUCAAGAUCACUUUCAACCGUCCCUACAAACCUGCCUCAGACAAGUUCGCUGUGGAGUUUGUGAUCGGCUCCAGCCCUCAGUUCAGCAAGGGCACCUACACCCCCGUCUUUCCCCAGAAUGAGCGUGCGAGCCCCUGGGAGGGCCGCAUCACCAACACCGCCGACGACACGGUCACUAUGGGCGUCACGGCUGCUGCCACCUGCACCGUGGGGAAGUACCACAUGUACGUCGCCGUGGUGACGCCCUUCGGUAUCCGCAGGACCCGAAAGGACAAAAGCCGCAACCUCUACAUCCUCUUCAAUCCCUGGGCCUCAGCUGAUGCCGUGUUUCUGGAUGAUGAGAAGGAGAGGGAUGAGUGUGUGAUGAAUGAGAUGGGGAUCAUCUACCACGGCGCCUAUGAUGACGUCGCUGAGAGAAACUGGAACUAUGGACAGUUUAACUUUGGAGUCCUGGACGCCUGUCUGUACAUCAUGGACCGGUCCGACAUGCCCAUCACUAACAGAGGAGACCCCAUCAGGGUGACCAGGAAGGCCUCUGCUAUGCUGAACUCUCGUGAUGACGAAGGUGUGCUCGUGGGGAACUGGAGCGGCGACUACACCUACGGCGUGGCGCCCACUUCCUGGACCGGCAGCACCGACAUCCUGCUCACCUACGCCAGCGGCAAGGUGCCCGUCUGCUACGCUCAGUGCUGGGUCUACGCCGCCGUCUUCAACACCUUCCUGCGCUGUCUGGGCAUCCCAUCGAGGGUCGUCACCAACUUCUACUCCGCUCACGACAACGAUGGAAACCUGAAGAUGGACAUCAUCCUGGACGAGAACGGCAGAAUCGACCGCAAUCGCACCAAAGACUCUAUCUGGAACUAUCACUGCUGGAACGAGUGCUUCAUGUCCAGACCCGACCUCCCAGCUGGCUUUGGAGGCUGGCAGGUGGUGGAUGCUACACCACAGGAGACCAGUGAUGGCAUGUACAGAUGUGGCCCUGCCUCAGUCCAGGCCAUCAAACAUGGGCAGAUAUGCUUCCCAUUUGAUGCUGCCUUUGUGUUUGCUGAGGUCAACAGCGAUGUGGUGUUUUAUUCCCGGAAUAAAGAUGGCACCAUGGAGCCUGUCAGAGUGAACCGGACCCACAUAGGCCGCAUGGUGGUGACCAAAUCUCAAGGAGACAUGACCCGCCGCGAAAUCACCGAUCAGUACAAGUUCCCUGAAGGCAGUACCGAGGAGCGGACCGUCCUGGAGAAGGCUGAGGAGUACGGCUGUAAACGCGAUAAGUCCGAGCUUCCCGCGGCCGACGUGGACCUGAUCCUGCCCACCCUGGAGGUCAGCGUGGGCGACGACUUCGAGAUGAGCCUGGAGUUCGUGAACCGCAGCGACGAGCGCCGCACCGUGGACAUCUACAUCAGCGGCAGCGUGGUUUUCUACACCGGAGUCACCAGCUCCGAGUUCCUGUUCAGGAAUCCCACCGUGACCAUUGGCCCAAACAAAAGUGUGAAGGAGUCGGUGACAGUCGAGUCGAAGGCCUACAUGAAGCAUCUGGUGGAACAGGCAAACAUCAACUUCAUCGCCACUGGGAAGGUCCAGGAGACCGGGCAGAUCAUCACCGCCAUGAAAGUCGUCACCCUGCACAACCCCAAACUCACCGUCACGGUGUCGGAGGGCGGCAGGGUGAGUGAGGAGAUGACGGCGACCGUGGAGUUCACAAACCCCUUCUCCUUCAGCCUGGAGGGCGUCUACAUCCGCAUGGAGGGACCCGGGAUCAUGCUGCCCAAGUCCAAAUAUUACAGUCUGAUCCAGGGACAUACUUCCCUCUCCUGGACGGAGUAUUUCACCCCGCAGCGGGCCGGCAGCAGCAGACUGAUCGCCUCUCUGGACUGUCCCGCCCUCAGGCAGGUCCUCGGCCAGGCGUCUAUCAGCGUGAAGCCCUGAGGAUCACCAUAGGGUCACCGUAGUAGGGUCACUGAGGGUCACUGUAGGGCAGGGGUGUCCAAACUACAUUUUGAAUCGGCCCUCAGCCAAUUCUAAAAGUAUAAUGACUUAAGUAUAAUAAACUUCUGCUUGUCUUAUAUUGUAUUUCUCAAAUAUAUAAUGUUAAAAUAUAUUACACAGUAUUCAUGCGUUAAUAAGCCCAAUUUUCAAAUGAAUUCAGUCAAUUAAAGUUGAAAACAUAUGGAAUACGGCCCACAAAUGAAACUUGAGCUUGUAUUGUAUUGUACUUCUUAAAUAUAUAUGUAAACAUAUGUUACACAGUAGUGUUCAUGUGUUAAUAAGCCCACUUUCAGUCAAUUCAAGUUUAAAACAUGUUCUAACAAAUAAGUUUAUAAGAAAAAAGCCCAAUAACAAAUUCCCAUAAGAACCUUGAAAUCUACCCUUCAUAUUUCCUCUUAUUAUAAUCAAUCUGAAGCUUCUGUUUUAAGAAAUGAGCUGCUAACACAAUAAAUGAAACCCUCUGGAGAGCUGUGAUAGAGGCUGUAUCAAGAAUAAUUUACCAUCAUUUGAUUGAUUUUGCCAACUUGUAACUGAACUUAUGAGGCAAUAUACCUCUAGUGAGCGGCCCAGCUCUUCGUAUAUUUUUCUCUGUGGCCCUCGGGGAAAAAAGUUUGGAGCCCCCUGCUGUAGGGUCACUGCGACAGACAUCAUUCACUCACUCACACAAUAUAAGCCUAAGAGUAGUUGUGUAUCUGUAGGUUUAACAGCUUAUUCAGUGUAGCUUCAGCAUUCAUGAUAACAAUGGGGAUAGUUGUAGGCGUAAGAAAAGCAAGCGCAUAUAUCUUUUAUCUAGAAAAUACAGUUAUUUUUAGAAGUGCAAUUUGUUUUAAGAAAAAUACCUAUUUCUGACAAUUAAAGGGCAACUCUUUUCAACUGACUUUUUUUUGUGGAGAAAGUACAUUUUUGAAAGAUCUAUGAUUGCUACUAAAGCUUCUAUUUGCUCUCAUCAUUCAAAAAGUAAAUUCAUUUUAAAACGUUUUUCUAAAGCUUAGGCAUAACUCCAUUUUGGCCACCAGGUGGCACAAUUACACCAAAACAAGCAGAUAGUUAUUAGGUUUAAAUGACCAAUUUGAUGUUUGUUUAAUUCGAUACAACAUAAUAAUUAUUAAAUCAGCUUUAACUCAAUUUGAGACAUACUCCCACUGUUAUACCUGCAUAUCAAUGUUUCUACUUGAGCACCAUAAAGAGCUCUUUUAACCUUCUUCAUAUCGAUUCAUAAAAUCUGUUUCCUUACAUUUUAUCUUGUUCAAGAACAAAUAACCAAAUAAAAGGUUAAUAACUCCA
Messenger RNA from Trematomus bernacchii (emerald rockcod), 3758 nucleotides. It is a transcript of the gene f13a1b, whose product is annotated as coagulation factor XIII, A1 polypeptide b. Gene Ontology annotation, biological process: blood coagulation, fibrin clot formation; peptide cross-linking. The record is from RefSeq and is a predicted model, not a curated record. NCBI's taxonomy places the organism in Eukaryota, Metazoa, Chordata, Actinopteri, Perciformes, Nototheniidae. Gene Ontology annotation, molecular function: protein-glutamine gamma-glutamyltransferase activity. The transcript is spliced from 15 exons. Bases 186 to 2414 code for a protein of 742 amino acids.